Molecule: messenger RNA, 973 nt
Organism: Varanus komodoensis (Komodo dragon)
Lineage: Eukaryota; Metazoa; Chordata; Lepidosauria; Squamata; Varanidae
Gene: VPS25
Product: vacuolar protein sorting 25 homolog
Exons: 6
Coding region: 27-554 (175 amino acids)
Biological process (GO): protein transport to vacuole involved in ubiquitin-dependent protein catabolic process via the multivesicular body sorting pathway
Cellular component (GO): ESCRT II complex
Molecular function (GO): structural molecule activity; protein homodimerization activity
Source: RefSeq, a predicted model, not a curated record
GGAAGUUGCGUUCUGUCCUAGAAGCGAUGAUGAGUUUCGAGUGGCCCUGGCAGUACAGCUUCCCGCCCUUCUUCACACUGCAGCCCAAUGUGGACACAAGGCAGAAACAGCUGACCGCUUGGUGUUCCUUAGUGCUUUCCUACUGCCGCCUCAACAAACUUUACACUAUGACUGUUCUAGAGGCUCAAGAGAGCCCACUGUUCAACAACUGGAAACUGCAACGAAAGCUCCCAUUGGAUUCCAUCCUUGUUGUGUUAGAGGAGCUCAGGAAAAAAGGAAAUCUUGAGUGGCUUGACAAGAACAAAUCUAGCUUCCUGAUCAUGUGGCGACGUCCAGAAGAAUGGGGCAAACUCAUCUAUCAGUGGGUGUCGAAAAACGGGAUGACCAAUUCAGUUUUCACACUGUAUGAGCUAUCCAAUGGAGAGGAUACAGAGAACGAAGAGUUCCAUGGUUUGGAAGAAUCCAUGCUACUCCGUGCCCUGCAGGCUCUGCAGCAAGAACACAAGGCUGAAAUCAUCAUCCUGGAUGAUGGGCGAGGUGUCAAGUUCUUCUAGUGAAGCUUCUGCUCUGACUUUCUGGUCUGACUGACUGAACAAAACCACUUUGGCAGUUGAAGGGCUUUGCUAAGCUGUGGUUUCCUUGCAUUGAAGGCAGAAAGAGCAAAAUGUUGACGUGGUGGUUCAGCGCCUGACUGUGGGGUUUCUCUCUGCUGCUUCUGUCUCUUUGAGCUGUUGAUGAUGCUUCAACUAAAUUUAUUGGGGAGCCAUAGUGUUUACUGGACUCAGCUGAUCUGAACGAAAUUUUGACCUCCCAAGUUUAGGUACACCAUAGACCCUUCUGUAUUGUUUGCAGCUAUGAGCCUCGGUUUUGAGAUUAAAAAAUACAGCCAGGUAGGAGGCCAUACAAACUGUGCUAUCCACAGCAGGAUUAAGGACUUUGAACAAAAUUAAACUACAAAUUAUUUACAAGAACA